Molecule: messenger RNA, 1236 nt
Organism: Angiostrongylus costaricensis
Lineage: Eukaryota; Metazoa; Nematoda; Chromadorea; Rhabditida; Metastrongylidae
Source: the annotation of a GenBank genome assembly
AUGAACGAAGCCACCUAUGGUACGGAUAAUGCAGCAGGGCGGAACAGUGUCCUAUGGGACGAAGAAGAUCGGGUAGUCGAGGCUUGCGCAGCUUCAAAGCUCUAUCGGAAGAGGAGGCGUGCUUGGCUUAUUGCCUUUCCUCCCGCUUUGAACGAUAUGAUAAGAGAAAAUCGAUCAGUCCGAGUGGAAGAAAUGCUGAAGCAGUUAUUUCCUGGACUAAAAUCUCGCAGUAGAUAUGACCAUGAAAACAUCGCUUCUGAUAAUAGCACCUUUCAAGAGUUUAUCUAUAACCCUUUUCGAAAUGGUCCCAUUAGCCGUCAUCGCUUGUCUUGUGAUCUGUCGCAAGGGCAAGAAACGUUUCCUGUGGAGGUUUACUCGGACACUGAAAAUUAUGAUCCUCCGGUGGAGUUCACUUACAUAUCUAAGAAUGAUUACUCAAAUUACAGAGGGCGGUGUUCUUUACAAGAUACUGAAGGCAUUGCUAUGGGCGACGGACGGGUGAUUAUUAACACGGAUGCCACUUUUCACAAUACGUUAAUAGUUGGUUGUGGCGAAAGGUGUGCUUGUAUGGCGCAAUGCAAAAACACCUUAAGGAGUAAAUGCCUUCCUGCUCCAUUUAAGCUAAAUAUAUUGCAGGGUAGAGAUAUGGGUUUAAGAGGAUCACGCUCGCUAGAUUAUUCUUUUUGUCUACAUCAAGCUGAAGAGACGCAAAUCUACGAGAAAUUGGCAUUUGCGAGGCAAAUGCAGCACGAUGCUUUUGACAAAUGGAACGAAAUGGUUUACAUCGAUCAGUAUAGAAAAGGAAAUAUCGCACGCUUCAUUUCUCAUGGCUGUUUCCCUAACUUAACCGUGUUAAGGUAUGCUGAAAAUGACCUUCGUCUUCAUCGGUCACAUGCGAUUCUUUUCGCUAAUCAACCGAUUGUCGGCGGUUCAGAGAUCUAUGAGGAAAGACCUAUACGCUUUCCAGUUGUUAUCUGCUUAAGCCAUCGAGUUGCUAAGGAGUCGUUGGUAGUAGUCAAGAAACACGCUCUUUCAGGAGCAUACCCUGGUCUGAUGCAGAAGUAUGUAGACGACUGCUUUGUCCUUUGCUCAACACAAGAGGAAAUGGACAAAUGCUUCGAAUUGUUAAACGCACAGUCAGAGUAUAUCAAGUUCACCCGAGAAGAGCCGAAAGAAAAAUGGCUUCCAUUUUUGAACGUACAAAUUCACCUGUCAGAAAAUGGCUACAUUACAAAG